CAAAAGCUUACUCUUUGCCCAUCAAAUCUCGAAGACAGAGAGAGAGCUUUUUUUGCAUUCUGACAAAAAACUGUUUACUUUUCCCGACACAGUAAACGACGAACUCUUCACAUUCCCCAAGACACAUCUCUUUGAGAUUCACAACUACUCUUCUUCCUUCCUUCCUUCCCCCAAAAGAUGCUUCUGUUUUACAACCAUGGCGUGUCUUACUCCCGGAGUUCUCUCCAACCUUCUCAACCUCGCCGCCGGUAACUCACUUUCUUCGCCGCUGUUACUCUCCUCACACCGCUCACCACUCCUCCAAGUCAUAGAAAUCGUCCCCUGUCUCUCUGACGACCAAUGGCGUAGCGAAGCAUUCUUCGUCAAAGUCUCUGACUCUCUCCACGCCGCUUACGUCGCCGUUUCCGCCGGAGACGACGCUGAUCUCAUACGCUCCGAUGAAAUCCAGCUAGGGCAGUUUGUUUACAUCCUCGGUGGUUUACACAUUGAGAAAGGAUGCCCUGUUCCUGUAAUCCGUGGAUUGAAACCAGUCCCUAAGCGGAGGCUCUGCGUUGGAAACCCUAGUGAUCUUUUUUCUAGCGAUUUGCUUCUUCCUUUUACCGAGGCCUCUGUUUCGCCCACGACGACGAAGACGAAGAAGAAGAAUCUUGUUGAGAUGAGGAGGAUGAGUCUGGAUUCCGCGAGAAGGAGUUGUUGGGAUCAGCCUCCUCCUCCUGUGACUCACCGUCGUGACGCCACUUUGCUUCUUUCUUCCCCACGUCUCAAACCUAAACUGAUCUUGCCUGAAAAGAAUCUGCCAAAGAAUGAGUCCCCAUCAAAGCACGUUAACUGUGACACCCCUGCUUUAAGAAACAGGAAUGUGUCCAAGCCUGUAUCACCUAUAUCCAUGGCCAUAUCUUCAAAAGAUGGUAUCAAGUCACCUAUAUUAAAUCACCUUACCUGCGAAACACCUGCUUUAAGAUAUAGAAAUGUUGUCAAGCCUGCGUCACCUAUAUCCAUGACCAUAUCUCCAAAAGAUGGCAUCAAGUCGUUGUCAAAGGCAGUGGCUCCUUCAGUUGAGCUUUUUAAGCUGCCUUCAAGUCACAGGAAUUGGUAUGAUCAGAGAAUCUUAUGGAGUAUACUCCCAAAAGCCAUUCAAUUGCUUGGAAAGGAAGUCUCAUCACAUAGGCAAGUAGCAGUUUCGGGAGCAGUAAGCGCAUUGGAGGAAGCAUCUGCCAUGGAGUCUGUUCUACUCAGUUUACAGACCUUUGCUGAGCUGUGUGAUUCUUCUAAGAAAUUAUCUGCGGGACAAGUAGUACGUCGGUUUUUGGAGAUUUACCAUAGUACACAGAAUACAGGCAGAGCGGUCCAUCUGUUGCUUACUCAAAAUCGAAACAACGGCUCAUGUAUACUAGCAGCUAACAAAAAUGCAGCAUCUUGGGUUCAAGCUGCGGUAGUGACCGGUUUGUCUCAAUUCAACUUAUGUAAAGAGUCUGGAAAGCAAGAGGAUGCUGCUGAUCAUCAUCAUUACAUUGUUAUACAAAAUUCAUCUGAAAAACUGAAUCCCAAGGAGAAGUUAAGUCCAAGAAACACAGCUUACAAGGGCGUAAAACCUCCUCCUGCGACGAAACAUCUUUCUGUUUCUGACCAAAGUAGCUUAGAUGGUAAAAGCAGGUUGAAGGAGUCAGCAAGUCUAGCGGAGGAGCUUGUCCGAGUUUUGAGCCAAUGGUUCUUGAAAUACUUGGAGAACUCACUGAACAAAGGGACUUUCUCGGUGAAGAAAGAAGAAACAAAUGGAAAAGACUCUCUUCUCGUCCACCUAAAAGCAGUAAACCAUUGGCUCGAUGAUCUGAUCUUAAACAGAACAGAAACCAACGAGAAAGUCGAAGAUUUAAGAAAGAAGCUGCAACGGUUUCUACUUGAGCAUAUUGAAUUUGCCAUCGGGGAAACUCGGUAACAAAAUCGUAAUUCAGUAAACCAAUGACUCUUUGGAUUGAUUAUAUGAACAAAAAAAUCUUACAAGCUUCUAAAUAUUGAAUGAGAAAAAAACAC
Molecule: messenger RNA, 2031 nt
Organism: Camelina sativa (false flax)
Lineage: Eukaryota; Viridiplantae; Streptophyta; Magnoliopsida; Brassicales; Brassicaceae
Product: protein CORTICAL MICROTUBULE DISORDERING 7-like
Source: RefSeq, a predicted model, not a curated record